Molecule: messenger RNA, 6743 nt
Organism: Rhagoletis pomonella (apple maggot)
Lineage: Eukaryota; Metazoa; Arthropoda; Insecta; Diptera; Tephritidae
Gene: Nup188
Product: nucleoporin NUP188 homolog
Exons: 11
Coding region: 159-5915 (1918 amino acids)
Biological process (GO): protein import into nucleus; RNA export from nucleus
Cellular component (GO): nuclear pore inner ring
Molecular function (GO): structural constituent of nuclear pore
Source: RefSeq, a predicted model, not a curated record
UUGGUUUAUCAAGCCGCUUGUGUUGUGUAUCUCGCGCUUUAGAACAUUUGGCGGCUGGGCAAUGCAUGGAAUUUCGCAUUAGUUAUUUUAUAAAUUUUAAGUGAUAUUGCGGCUGAAUUAUAUAAAAACUUAAGGAAAACGUAAUUCCAGUGAUAGCAAUGAGUGCAAACGGCAAUGCGAUCACCGAUUGGAAGCGCCUCUGGCAGUUGGUAUCUGGCAUACACCAUGAGACACCGGAAAGUACCGUGCGGGAAGAAUUGCUUAAUGUAUCGAAAGAGUUGCAGGAUGGUGUGCUGCAGUUUCGUAAACGUUCUGCGUCGAAUGUAAAAUUGGAAGACUUGCUGAAGGAAAAGAAGCAACAAAAAUUGCUACCAUUCACGCAGAAUUUGCAAGAGCUCUUGGACCUGGAAUCCCAACAAUGUUGGGAGAUACUCUGCUACUACCUAACCAACGAAUAUCGCGGCUCUGCAAGUUCGCUCACCGCACACAUUUCUUCGGAGAGUAACAUGAGCAAACUCCUAGAUGACAUAUGGGGAUACUAUACACUUGAACGUAUGAUCGUUUUGAAAAUCGUUAAAAAUUUGUUACUUUUCUACAAAGUUCCUAACCAUCCCUAUCAUGCGCAAUACAAAGAAAUUUUAAAUAAAAUUACACUGCCAAAACUACGCGAUUCCUACCUCAAUCAGCUGGAGCAACUAAUCAACGAGUAUCCGCCUAACCAGUUGGCCAACGGUGAAUUUUUCGAUUAUCAUACGCGUCUAAUUAUCUGGUCAGAAGGAAAUGCACGCGAAAUUAACGAAGUUCUACACGUUCUACUGCUUAUUUGCGAGCAUUUGCCAUUUGAACUAAAGCAUAUCGAAAAACUAUUCAACUGCUUUAGACAGCACACUUUUGGGCGCCAGCAAAGUUAUUUAGACAUCGGAAAGCCCUUGCAUAACGAACUGAUGACACGCUUAGCAUAUUCGGAGACCAUAUUGUUAUUGAAGUGUUUUGAUUUAGAAGACACUGCUUCAACAUUGGCGUUAAAUAUUAUCGAUUCCUUAGAUAAGGAAAUAAUACGAAUGUAUCAUAAUCCAGAAAAUGGGCCACUUUUAUUGUCGUGGAUGUUACUCAAAAUUCGUUUUACAAAAGCUACAGAGGAAGAAGAGACGUUCUUGCCAUGCCAGCUUAUGGGAAAGAGGGCCAUUGGUCUAAGAUGUUUUGAGUAUUUACAAAAUCUACUCACCAACACAAUGUAUAAGGAUGAUUCCUUAGUUUCGCGCAUUGCACGUAAAACUGUGUACAACAUGCUUACGUAUAUGUGCGAGUUCUUUGAUGGGGAUGGUUCCUGUGCACGUCAUCCGUAUAUAUAUGAGCUUCUAUGCGAGCUACUCUCUUGGCCAUCAUUGGCGAAGGAAUUUUGCGCGGAAGAGGAAAAGGGCGUGCGCUCACUUUUCAAUACACUUUUGGAAACAUUUCCUAUUGAUUUUGUGCAUCUUUCAAUGCUAGCAAACUCACUAACCAAAGCGGGCAUUUCAUCAUUUAUAAAGGCCCAAUUAGAGUCACUGCCCAUAUUUACCGAUUUAUACGAUGAAAGUAAAUACCCCUUGCGUGCCAUCAACGAAGAGGAAUACAUUCUGACCGCCAACGUAAUGCCUUUUCCACACUUAGAUUUCAACAUUUCCGCCAAUACAACAGCAGUUGUAUUGCCUCGGCCCGAAGGCUAUUUUGUGCAUUUUCGUAUAUCUCUCAAUUAUUUUGUUGUUUUACAUCAUGAAAUCAACUGUUUGCUCGCCGAGACUGUACAAACCCAAGGCGAUUGGCAGCAGAAUGAACGCGUGCGCCGUAUCAAUGCCGGUCUCGAAUACUUGCAAAGUGUACUUCAACGCACAAAAUCGCUCAGCGCAAUAAGUGCUGAAAUGGUGCAUCCUACCGAAAUGUGCAUUGAUUUGUUAAACAAAUUCAAGGCAGUGCCUCAGCCACCUGUACAGAUGUUGGCGAAUUGCUUGAAUGUCUGCACUAUGCUAUUGCCGUUAGUGGACGCCGAGAUUUUCGCACGUGUCAUAACUCUUGAUAUUUUGCCAAUGAUUACUAACGAAACGCUCGAAAAUUACAAGGAUUAUGCGUUAGGCAUCUGCUUUGAUUCUCGCGUAGUUGGCACUUAUUUGGUCGAUGUGGAAAAAAAAUUAGAGCGUUAUGAUUUUCUGUUAGCCUAUUUGGGGUUUUUACGCUCGUAUACGAAGUUGCAACGAAAUAAAUUCUUGAAGAUAGAAAUACCCGGCUUAAUAUUUUUGCUCCGCGAAGUAUUUCCACACAUGCACGCCUGGGGAUUUCAAAGUCAAUCAGAGCGUCACAAAAUAUACAUUGAAAUUAUGGGUUUCGUUUGCGACAUCUUGGAUACCGUAACAAGUCUUGGUAGCAAAAAUGAGAAAAUAAAUUCGGAUAAACAGUUUCUGCGUGACGUAUGCACACACAGUUUAUCGAAUAUGGAAAACGGAAUGAUGCUCUUGAGAUUCGUUGCUCUGGGCAAUGCUUACUUGCAACAUACCAUGGAGAUGGAGUCAAAUUGGAUGAUUCAACAAUCGCAUGGCAUUGUGCUACUUGUACGCUUAGCUAUGCGUAUUCUCAUGCAACUAUUACGGCUAAAGACCUCAACUUUGGAAUCAAAUGAGCUCUCUCCGCUCGAAGCGCUUAUUUACACACAACCCAAGCAACGUGAUACACUCCGUAUUAUUCCAGUUGUUACUAGUUACAUGAGCAAUAUUUUCGACCGCUGGCUGCCCAUUCUCUCUUGUCGCCUUUUGCGUCGCAUUGCGCUCGAAUUCAAUAUGUCACUGCUGGCAUGUCUCGAUAUGGAACCGGAUCAAAUACGUCUAACAUUUCUGCAGCGCUUACCUGAUGAACUAGAAAGCGAUUCACUAAAGGUAGCCAUUCUGGAGUUAGUGGAGGCUUGCAUCGAGAAGCAGCCAGGUGUCACAGAGGCAUUUUUCAAAGUUAAUGCCACCCAAGAAAAACGCUUUCUAGGCAAGGAGGUUGGUGUACAAAUCGCCGAUAGCAUACUGACUUUCCUUGAAGAUUAUCUGGAGGCUGUAGGUAAAGAUCCGAAAACUGUGGAACAUUCAUUGCCAAGCAAAAUAAUGAAUAUUUUCCAUUCGUUGUGGAAGAAUGGCAUGCAGAGUUUGGUGGAGGAUCUCACUAAGCGUCCCAAAUUUUGGUUACAACUCUGCAAUCCUCUCUUCAGUACUUUGGAUUCAAAUGCACGUGUAUACACCCAGCUAUUAAAUAUACUCUCAAUUGAAAUAUUUUCUACAACGACAAAUGGUAAUGGUGAGUUAAAACAAGUUGUUUCGCGCUUCUUUGAAACGCCCAACUUUUACAAAUGGAUCAAUUACGUUUUUGAUAUGCCCAAAACGCCGGCUGCUGAUCCUUAUUGCGCCAUUGACGUUUUCAGUGAAGACGUGCCUGAAUGGCUUUGUCGGCUGGCAGCAUUUAAAAGCUUCCUUAUCAUACUUUUAAAAAAGCAGCCACAAUUUAUCGAAAUACCGCCUAAGCAAUUAAAAAAAUUGGCUGAGGAGACGCUCGUGCACUUGGUGGAUCGCGCCGAAUUCAUCGAAGAUCUGCGUCCAUUUAUCGUGCUUAGUGAGUUGUAUCUCUUCGUGCUGCUCAGCUUCAAGCUCUCAUACACAGAUACGCCUGAGGAGGAUGUUGAAAUGCUGAAACAGAUUAUAAAGCUACUCAGUCGCCUAUCCUCUUGCUACGAGGACUUGCAUAUACGCGCCAAGGAAGCCUGCCUGGCAUUCACAAUCAAGUGCGCCGACGUGCUAGCAGUUGAGUUAUUGAACGACUCCAACUCGGCGCUAAAUUUCCUCUAUUCGGUAGUAAGCAUCAUUUGCACAGAGCUACAAACUUUAGAGAAUAGCGCACGCGUAGAGAAUCAAGCCAAGUUGGAACUAGAAAACCUGCAACAAAGCUCAUCAAACUCUCUGGUAUUGAGUUUUAAUCUACUCAAAACUGUGGCAAGCAUCUUCCACGAUUCCGGUCCUGGCAAUUGGGAUCUGCCUUUCAUCGUAAAUAAAGUAUUUCAACGCUUGUUGAGCUGCGCUAGAAGUAUACUGCAGCUGUACAGUAAGCAAAAACUAGCUGUCGAGUUGCUCGACGUAUUGAUUGUAUUUGCGAAAGGCAACUGCUCGGCAGAAUUUUUACACUGCGAUGUGGGUGAUUAUUUGUGGCUGAAAUUGUUGCCGCCUAAGGAUAUAUUGCAAACCAAUUUUGCAGUUAUAGGGCAAACAAAAACUGAUGACAAUAGCUGGACUGUGCAAAAGUGGUGGCCCAUCUAUACGCGUGGUAUUACUUUGGUCACGAUUAUGUUUGAGAAACAUAAGCAUUACUUCGUAAAACAAGCAUUGCAAUUCGUUGGCAUUCAUGAGCAAUAUUUGGUGGACUCAUUGCUGCUUGCUAAACAAACACUCGAACCGUUAGCCAUGGAGUUAAUUAAGAGCGCUGUUACUUUGGUAUCAAAUUUGGUGGAAUUCGAGACGCUUUGGCGUUUGGAACAUUCGCAGUCGCUGUUCAACUUGAUGCGCGCCGUGCAAGUGCUCAUGGGCCAUUGUAUUUCAAUGUUCCAUCAACCGAAAAAUCUUAAAUGUCUCAUAGCAGGUCGCGGCUUGCAGCUGGAUAUAUUAUCGGAUAUAGAACGACCGGGAUUUACCGAUGAAGUCAUAAGCGCAUUCAACAAUCUCACUGAAAUCAUCACGCUGAGCGUACAGAGUCUGCUGCGCUUCAGUCCAAAGCUCUUGGAUUUGAUAUGUUCGCCUGAGUUUUUAGUUACAAAAUAUGAGCCUAUUUUCGAGAUACAUUUUGGGGCGCCCAAGUUGAAUGAAACCGCCAUGACACUUUCUUUUGGAACAGUGCUGAGCAUUGUUGGUGUGUUCACGAAAGUUUUGAAUUUGCAAGGUCAUGGCUUCCACGAGGUGCCGCUCAAUGUAAUACCUUCUACUUCCAGUGAAGGCACAAGUGCAACACAAGCAGGUGCAGCUGCUCUCGCACGAACUCAACGCCAAUUUUCCAAAUCAGUUUCCAUUACAUCUGUUUCAUCGGCGAAUUGCCCACCAAACGAGUUAUUAUGCAAUCUUGAUGGCGAACUCUGUUUGCUUGCGCUCGAGCACAUACUCAUGUUAGCCGCCUCGCAGAGUAUGUUGGCGUUGAAAAAUCCUUACUUGCCUGCACGCGAAAAACAAAUUGUACGGCGCGAGAUCAGCACCGAAUUGUUAACUUUCCACGAAUUUGUUCGCAAGAAGGUUCUGAUUGAGCAUCGCGAACACCGCGAAAUGUGGUAUCGACGCAAACAUGGCCUGGUUUAUAUGCAGUUGGGUGAUGGUGCUGGUGUUGGUUCGACUGCCACAAGUAGCAGCGCAUCGGCUAGCGGCAGCGGCUCUACAACGAUGGCGCGCGGUGCAUCAUCAACCGCACAGUCUACUGCGCGGCGCCAUUCAAUCGACUUGCGUGUGAACGUGGUCCGUCGUCUUUAUCUACAACAAGAACAUAAUCGGCAACAACAACGUACCCCAGCAUCCACUAGUGGCGGUAAUGACUUCGAAAUGUCGCACGUGAUAAGUCCAAUUGGUGCUGGUGGCGGGCGUACUCAGCAGCCAGCAGCGGUCUCUUCCACACCACAGCUGUCGCGUCCACCUCUCCGGCGGCAAGGCGAACCUACGCAAACGUUGGGUAGUAGUGAGCUGAAGCGUAACUGUGGCGUAGAAAGUGUGAGCGGUAGCAACAAUGAACCAGAUGCAGAGCAGGUGGAAGAAGUUGACGAAAUACAAUAUUUCCCACCUGAUGAGCCUAGCUACACGCCUCUCUCGUACGUGCAGCUGGUGGAAGAAGAUUAUUUGCACUUUAUGUCAAAUCUAUUCUCGGUGAUAUGCCAGAGUGAUUAAUGGGUCAGAAUAGGACAGAGUGGAGAGGUGAAUUUUUUAGCAUUCGUUGUCGACUGUAGCAACAAAGAAUAAGUAUAUAUAAGUACGAUAUUAAGUGUGUGAAGCUUUGCCGACUAAAAGUAGCAAUUAUGCAGCAACUUAGUUAUAAUUUUAUAAUUUUGUGAAAAUACAGUUUUCUAUGAACAAAAUGAAAAUGGAGUGUAUAAAAAAAAUAACGGAUUUUCAACAAAUCAAGAUGGCUGGACGGGAAAUGGUCAAAUCAGAGAUAUAAUUGACGUUUAUUAGAAGGUCAGUUAAUAUUCCAUAUGCUUUUUUUCUUAAUUUUUCCAUUACAAACUAUUAUUUUUUGGGCAUUGCGUAUGGCUUUUGAUAUUUUUGCAUGUUCGCCAUUGCAGGGUUAAGCAUUAACAAAUAAUUUUUUUCGUCAUAAGCGCUCACUGAUCAACGUAUUAUCUACCUACCUUCGUAGUAAUAUGCAUGUAUUUACAUAUAUACAUAUUUGUGCAUAUACAUGAUCCUCUCAUUCAUAUACAUACAUAUGUAUGUACAUAGAUUUGUUACCCCCAUAUAAACUUGCAAAGACUGACGUUGUCAAUGGGACGAUGAUGAAUUUGAAACACAUACAAACAUGAUCGUUGUUUUGGCGAUUAUAGAAAUUAUGUAUGUAUAUACAUAUUAUGUAGAUAUUUUGUGGACAUAUGCAGCUGUCCACAAAAUAAUAGGAGUGCGAUAUAUUUUUCGGUUUUGACUUGUUUCUUUUCUUUAUUUAAUGUUGAUUAAUUUUUUAUAAAAGCAUAGCGCAAAACCUAAAUAACCUGUGCAAAAAUU